Molecule: messenger RNA, 3494 nt
Organism: Megachile rotundata (alfalfa leafcutting bee)
Lineage: Eukaryota; Metazoa; Arthropoda; Insecta; Hymenoptera; Megachilidae
Product: corin serine peptidase
Biological process (GO): proteolysis
Cellular component (GO): membrane
Molecular function (GO): serine-type endopeptidase activity; protein binding
Source: RefSeq, a predicted model, not a curated record
AUGUCUGGAACGGAGGUUCAUGGCGGUGAUACCAGCCCCACGGGUCAGCCAAGACAGAGCAGAAUUCACAGCGUUGGAUUACCGGCUCGCGCGUCCCUGCUUCCGGAACCCCCGCCUACCGGAAAUGGCGCUCCACCGCCGAUUCCACGACGCCAUUCAGCCACACCUGCGGUAGCUCCGCCGCCGAUACCAUUGCGAUUACCAGCGAUUCCGAAGCGGAGCAAAAACGAGAAACCGAUACCGAUACAAGCGUCGACGAGACAAGAAACGAAUCGAUCAACGAACGAUCCAACCGCAACGAUACUACCAACUUCCUGGACACACGACGCGAACAGCGAGAAGCUGAUAGAUCUGGGCCCGUUCAGAUCUCAAGAUCAGUCGGCCAAUCAGGAUUACUCGUUGAGCUUCCCGGGCAAAGAGACGCACCCGACGAAUCAGGACAACGAUUUCGUCGCGGAUUUCGAUAAAGCGAACUUCGAGGAGGAUUGCAAGCUCAGCCAGAAGUCGAGCUUCGAGGAGCUUCAGAAGGCUUCGCGCGAUCUCGAGAAGAGGCUGCACGAGAGGAUCGUCAAGAGCGCGGAGUCGAAGUUUAAAGAUCAUCAGACGGUCAGGGACGAACGUCAGAGGCAAACGAAUCUGCAGAAUGACAGGCUUCACUCGUCGAAGACGGAGAAGGAGAAUGAAGAAAACGGUUGCGAGGAAACAGCGGGUGGGAAAUCUCGGGAUAAAAUAACCCCAUCUCGAAGGGAAGCUCUGCAGGAGGACGAGACGAAGUUCGCCGCGUUGGUGAGGUCGCGUCGUGAGGUGGAAAAACGAUGUAAGUUCGAGGAACUUCAAGCUGUCUCGAAAAAGCUGGAGAGACGCCUGCACGAGGAGGAUGAUCAUCUUCGCUCUUGUAAAGAGAGACCUAUCGGAAGGUACGAGGAACUGCAAAGAACGUCGCAAGACUUGGAAAGGCGGCUGCAUUCCGAGCAGAAAUCAUCGGAAGCGAUGGCUCGUGGAAAAUACGAGGCGGAGAUGGAUAGAGCGAGGAAUAUUCUGCAGCAUAUUCUGCGGAAGGACAGGAGCAGCGGCGAGAAACUGGAGAAAUUGCCGAAGGCAACUCAAACGAAUCUUCCGCCGCCUCUGAGCGCAGUUUCUCAGAGUUCGGUGCCGAAACCCAUCAGCGUACGACAGGAUAGUAACGUUUCUUCGGAUAGUUUCAGUCAAACUAGCUCGCCCAGCUACACCAGCAAAACGAUGGAAGCGCCUCUUCUCCCUCAAAGAUAUGGCAAGGUUCCAGAUAGGGCACUAGUGUCAGAGCCAGACAAUUCGUCAAACAGGACAAUAACAAAAUCGACCAGCACCCCGGCCAGCUUACAGGCGAUCGUCAGAGUUCACGGCGGUAAUAACAGCUCGUUACAUCACAAGAUCAUCAGAGACAUGGCAAACAGUCGGUAUGUGACCACGGGAAGACUUCGUCUCAGGUUCGUCCAGGUGUUCUUCAACGCCGUCGCGUUGUUGAUCAUAGCUGGGGGUUUGGCCAUAUACUUCAAGUCAUACCUAGAGACCGUAAUACGCCUGGAAAAUAAAACGAUCUACAGCAACGUGAUGGCGUUGAUAGAACGAACGCCAGCGACGAUCGAACAGAAAAAUCCAGCACCCGGAGUGUGUCUACCUGUGAUCGUGACAUUCUGCCAGCACCACAAGGUUCCGUAUAAUUUCACCGUGUUCCCGAAUUACAUGGGUAAUGUCGCACAGCGCGAGGCUCAGCACGCCCUCGAACAUUAUGACGCUGUGAUCGACGUCAGAUGCUAUGAAUUGGCCGCCCUGUUCCUGUGCAGUGUUUUUGUGCCGAAAUGUGGAUCACGGGGACACAUCGUGCAACCCUGCCGAAGCCUCUGCUUCGAAACCAAGAGACGUUGCGGAUUUUUCCUGAACGUGUUCGGCUUAACUCUUCCGGACGACCUGGAAUGCGAUUUGUUCCCCGAGAAUUCCAAUCCCGACGAGUGCGUGGGCCAUCAGGAAGUACUGGAGGCAGCCGAAAGAGCAGAGAAACCCGUAUGCACCAGCGGUUUCCAAUGCGAUCGGACCAGGUGCAUUCCGGCCGACUGGCGAUGCGACGGCCACUUGGAUUGUGCCGAUCAUAGCGACGAGAUUGGAUGCGGCGAGUGCACCCUCUCCUCCUCCUCCUCCACCUCGGUUUCCACAUUCAACACCAAGAUUGUCAAGAAGCCCAUUCUGGCGAAAAACACCGAGCCCAAGUCGCCGUUGCACUGCGGCGAAAGAAGGUGCAUGUCUGCCAGUCUUAUCUGCGACGGGAUCAUGGACUGUCCCUGGGGACAGGAUGAACGAUACUGCUUGAAUCUGAGCCAGCGGAACGGAGACGUGGGUGAAGGAAGAUUAGAGGUUUAUCAUGCGGAGAUGGGCAAAUUUAUGCCGGCCUGCAUUUCGCAUUGGGAGCCAAACUCUGCUAAAACAAUCUGCUCCAUGCUGGGCUACACGGUUGCAGUAUCAGCGAGGGUGAUAGCUCAAGAGAACAGCAAUAUCACUCAAGGCGAGCCCAAGAACCUUCUCAAAGGAUUUCAAGACUGUAUCACGGAUCUGGAGGUCUAUCCCACGGUUGAGCUAACCUGUUCAGAAUACGCGUGUGGACGAAGGAGGACGAUUUACGGAAACGCUAGGAUAACAACACGGAUCGUGGGUGGUGUGGAAUCGUCGCCUGGUGAUUGGCCGUUCUUGGCAGCUCUUCUCGGAGGACCCGAACAGAUCUUUUAUUGUGCUGGUGUCUUAAUUGCCGAUCAGUGGGUUCUGACUGCCUCGCACUGCGUGGGAAACUACACCGACGUAUCCGGAUGGACAAUACAACUGGGUGUCACCAGGAGACACUCUCAUACUUAUCUCGGACAGAAACUGAAGGUGAAGACUGUGGUUCCUCAUCCUAAUUACAAUUUGGGCGUUGCUCAAGACAACGACGUGGCUCUGUUUCAGUUAGAAAAGCGAGUCCAGUUUCACGAACAUCUGAGGCCAGUCUGUCUGCCAAGUAUGGACAUGGACCUCGCACCUGGGACAUUGUGCACAGUGAUAGGUUGGGGCAAGAAGAACGACACUGACACAUCAGAAUAUGAGCCAUCUAUAAACGAAGUCCAGGUACCAGUGCUGGACAGAAAGAUCUGUAAUCAGUGGCUAGCUGUGAAUGUAACCGAUGGAAUGAUAUGUGCUGGCUAUCCUGAUGGAGGGAAAGAUGCAUGCCAAGGUGACUCAGGAGGUCCUCUGCUGUGUCAAGACAAACACGACAAAGAGAAAUGGUUCGUCGCUGGUAUAGUAAGCUGGGGAAUUAACUGUGCCCAACCAAAACUACCAGGUGUUUAUGCGUACGUGCCAAAAUACGUGCCCUGGAUCCAGAGCGAAAUAGCUAAAUAUUCUGACAUGGGUAUGGGUUAAAGAAGUCUAAAAGAAGAUGGAAGAAGCUAUAAAAGAAGAUGAAGAAUCCACUGGCUCUAAGAUUUAAUUAA